Molecule: messenger RNA, 384 nt
Organism: Brugia pahangi
Lineage: Eukaryota; Metazoa; Nematoda; Chromadorea; Rhabditida; Onchocercidae
Source: the annotation of a GenBank genome assembly
AUGCCGAAGGCACUUGAUAAUACGUGCAUGCCCGCUAAGCCAAUUACACCGCUCGACUAUCAGGAAAGCGGACAAAUAUGGAGAAGGAAUUCAGUGCAUGCCAUAUCUGAAGUCUUGACCUUAAAGGGUGGUAAUGCAUAUCGAAAAGUAUUCAAAGUUGUUUCUGGUCAGGUUUUGUUGUAUGAAUACUUUGCCACGGGUGAUUUACAGUUCUGGGUCUGUCAAGCUAAUGAAAUGAUGACACCGAAAUUCGAACACACAACAUUGAGACUUACGGAGGAAGGUGAAGUAGUUGCAAGUGCUAAUGGUGCGCUAUCAAUAAAUAUAUUAAAUCGCAGUGAAAUCUUCUCACUGAAAGUAAAUUUGUCGUAUGCUAUUGUAUAA